CCCGCCCCAUUCUCCUGCUUUCCAUCACCCCGCCCCAUUCUCCCUCCUUCCAUCGCCCCGCCCCAUUCUCCCUCCUUCCAUCACCCCACCUCAUUCUCCCUCCUUCCAUCACCCCGCCCCAUUCUCCCACUUUCCAUCACCCCGCCCUAUUCUCCCGCUUUCCAUCACCCUGCCCCAUUCUCCCGCUUUCCAUCACCCUGCCCCGUUCUCCAGCUUUCCAUCACCCUGCCCAAUUCUCCCGCUUUCCAUCACCUUGCCCCAUUCUCCCACUAUCUAUCACCCUGCCCCAUUCUCCCUCCUUCCAUCACCCCGCCCCAUUCUCCCUCCUUCCAUCACCCCGCCCCAUUCUCCCUCCUUCCAUCACCCCGCCCCAUUCUCCCUCCUUCCAUUACCCCGCCCCAUUCUUCCGCUCUACAUCAGCCCGCCCCAUUCUCCUGCUUUCCAUCACCCCGCCCCAUUCUCCCGCUUUCCAUCACCCCGCCCCAUUCUCCCGCUUUCCAUCACCCCGCCCCAUUCUCCCGCUUUCCAUCACCCCGCCACAUUCUCCUGCUUUCCCUCACCCCGCCCCAUUCUCCAGCUUUCCAUCACCCUGCCCCAUUCUCCCGCUUACCAUCAACCCGCCCCAUUCUCCCGCUUUCUAUCAUCCGUCCCCAUUCUCCCUCCUUCCGUCACCCUGCCCCAUUCUCCCUCCUUCCGUCACCCCGCCCCAUUCUCCCGCUUUCCAUCACCUCGCCCCAUUCUCCCGCUUUUUAUCACCCCGCCACAUUCUCCCGCUUUCCAUCACCCUGCCCGAUUCUCCCUCCUUCCAUCACCCCACACCAUUCUCCCGCUUUCCAUCACCCCGCCCCAUUCUCCUGCUUUCGAUCACCCCUCCCCAUUCUCCCGCUUUCCAUCACCCCGCCCCAUUCUCCCGCUUUCCAUCACCACGCCCCAUUCUCCCGCUUUCCAUCACCCCGCCCCAUUCUCCCGCUUUCCCUCACCCUGCCCCAUUCUCCAGCUUUCCAUCACCGCGCCCCAUUCUCAUGCUUCCCAUCAACCCGCCCCAUUCUCCCGCUUUCUAUCACCCGUCCCCAUUCUCCCUCCUUCCAUCACCCCGCCCCAUUCUCCCGCUUUCCAUCACCCCGCCCCAUUCUCCCGCUUUCCAUCACCUCGCCCCAUUCUCCCGCUUUUUAUCACCCCGCCCCAUUCUCCCGCUUUCCAUCGCCCCGCCCCAUUCUCCCUCUUUCCAUCACCCCGCCCCAUUCUCCCUCUUUCCAUUACCCAGCCCCAUUCUCCUGCUUUCCAUCACCCCACCCCAUUCUCCCUCUUUCCAACACCCCGCCCCAUUCUCCCGCUUUCUAUGACCCCACCCCAUUCUCCCGCUUUCCAUCACCCCGCCCCAUUCUCCCUCUUUCCAUCACCCCGCCCCAUUCUCCCGCCUUUCAUCACCCCGCCCCAUUCUCCCGCUUUCCAUCACCCCGCCCAAUUCUCCCGCUUUCCAUCACCCCGCCCCAUUCACGCCUUCCAUCACCCCGCCCCAUUCUCCCUCUUUCCAUCACCCCGCCCCAUUCUCACGCUUUCCAUCACCCCGCCCCAUUUUCCCUCUUUCCAUCACAACGCCCCAUUCUCCCGCUUUCCAUCACCCCGCCCCAUUCUCCCUCUAUCCAUCAUCCCGCCCAAUUCUCCCACUUUCCAUCACCCCGUCCCAUUCUCCUGUUUUCCAUCACCCCGCCCCAUUCUCUCGCUUUCCAUCACCCCGCCUUAUUCUCCCGCUUUCCAUCACCCCGCCCCAUUCUCCCGAUUUCCAUCACCCCACCCCAUUCUCCCUCUUUCCAUCACCCCGCCCCAUUCUCCCACUUUCCAUCACCCCGCCCCAUUCUCCCGCUUUCCAACACCCCGACCCAUUCUCCCGCUUUCCAUCACCCCGCACCAUUCUCCCUCUUUCCAUCGCCCCGCCCCAUUCUCCAUCCUUCCAUCACCCCGCCCCAUUCUCCCUCCUUCCAUCACCCCGCCCCAUUCUCCCUCCUUCCAUCACCCCGCCCCAUUCUCCCUCCUUCCAUUACCCCGCCCCAUUCUCCUGCUUUCCAUCACCCCGCCCCAUUCUCCCGCUUUCCAUCACCCCGCCCCAUUCUCCCGCUUUCCAUCACCCUGCCCCAUUCUCCCGCUUUCCAUCACCCCGCCACAUACUCCUGCUUUCUCUCACCCUGCCCCAUUCUCCCUCCUUCCAUUACCCCGCCCCAUUCUCCAGCUUUCCAUCACCCCGCCCCAUUCUCCCGCUUACCAUCAACCCGCCCCAUUCUCCCGCUUUCUAUCAUCCGUCCCCAUUCUCCCUCCUUCCGUCACCCCGCCCCAUUCUCCCUCCUUCCGUCACCCCGCCCCAUUCUCCCGCUUUCCAUCACCUCGCCCCAUUCUCCCGCUUUUUAUCACCCCGCCACAUUCUCCCGCUUUCCAUCACCCUGCCCGAUUCUCCCUCCUUCCAUCACCCCACACCAUUCUCCCGCUUUCCAUCACCCCGCCCCAUUCUCCUGCUUUUGAUCACCCCUCCCCAUUCUCCCGCUUUCCAUCACCCCGCCCCAUUCUCCCGCUUUCCAUCACCCCGCCCCAUUCUCCCGCUUUCCAUCACCCCGCCCCAUUCUCCCGCUUUCCCUCACCCCGCCCCAUUCUCCAGCUUUCCAUCACCGCGCCCCAUUCUCACGCUUCCCAUCAACCUGCCCCAUUCUCCCGCUUUCUAUCACCCGUCCCCAUUCUCCCUCCUUCCAUCACCCCGCCCCAUUCUCCCGCUUUCCAUCACCCCGCCCCAUUCUCCCGCUUUCCAUCACCUCGCCCCAUUCUCCCGCUUUUUAUCACCCCGCCCCAUUCUCCCGCUUUCCAUCGCCCCGCCACAUUCUCCCUCUUUCCAUCACCCCGCCCCAUUCUCCCUCUUUCCAUUACCCCGCCCCAUUCUCCUGCUUUCCAUCACCCCACCCCAUUCUCCCUCUUUCCAUCACCCCGCCCCAUUCUCCCGCUUUCUAUCACCCCACCCCAUUCUCCUGCUUUCCAUCACCCCGCCCCAUUCUCCCUCUUUCCAUCACCCCGCCCCAUUCUCCCGCCUUUCAUCACCCCGCCCCAUUCUCCCGCUUUCCAUCAUCCCGCCCAAUUCUCCCGCUUUCCAUCACCCCGCCCCAUUCCCGCCUUCCAUCACCUCGCCCCAUUCUCCCUCUUUCCAUCACCCCGCCCCAUUCUCACGCUUUCCAUCACCCCGCCCCAUUUUCCCUCUUUCCAUCACAACGCCCCUUUCUCCCGCUUUCCAUCACCCCGCCCCAUUCUCCCUCUAUCCAUCAUCCCGCCCAAUUCUCCCACUUUCCAUCACCCCGUCCCAUUCUCCCGUUUUCCAUCACCCCGCCCCAUUCUCUCGCUUUCCAUCACCCCGCCUUAUUCUCCCGCUUUCCAUCACCCCGCCCCAUUCUCCCGAUUUCCAUCACCCCACCCCAUUCUCCCUCUUUCCAUCACCCCGCCCCAUUCUUCCACUUUCCAUCACCCCGCCCCAUUCUCCCGCUUUCCAACACCCCGACCCAUUCUCCCGCUUUCCAUCACCCCGCACCAUUCUCCCUCUUUCCAUCACCCCGCCCCAUUCUCCCUCUUUCCAUCACCCCGCCCCAUUCUCCCGCUUUCCAUCACCCCGCGCCAUUUUCCCUCUUUCCAUCACCCCGCCCCAUUCUCCCACUUUCCAUCACCCUGCCCCAUUCUCCCGCUAUCCAUCACCCCGCUCCAUUGUCCCGCUUUCCAUCACCCCGCCCAAUUCUCCCUCUUCCCAUCACCCCUCCCCAUUCUCCCUCUUUCUAUCACCCCGCCCCAUUCUCCCGCUUUCCAUCACCCCGCCCCAUUCUCCCUCUUUCCAUCACCCCUCCCCAUUCUCCCUCUUUCCAUUACCCCGCCCCAUUCUCCUGCUUUCCAUCACCCCGCCCCAUUCUCCCUCUUUCCAUCACCCCGCCCCAUUCUCCCGCUUUCUAUCACCCCACCCCAUUCUCCCGCUUUCCAUCACCCCGUCCCGUUCUCCCUCUUUCCAUCACCCCGCCCCAUUCUCCCGCCUUUCAUCACCCCGCCCCAUUCUCCCGCUUUCCAUCACCCCGCCCCAUUCUCCCGCCUUCCAUGA
Closterium sp. NIES-65 is the source of this 4111-nucleotide messenger RNA. NCBI's taxonomy places the organism in Eukaryota, Viridiplantae, Streptophyta, Zygnematophyceae, Desmidiales, Closteriaceae. The record is from the annotation of a GenBank genome assembly.